UGCCCGGGGCACCGGGAGCUCCUCUCCCCUCCUCUCUCUGCCGGGCGGCGGUUCCACUCGCUUGGCCGGCCCGGGACGGGCGGGACAAGCCGUCGGCUGGGCUGCCCGGGAGCCAUGGCACGGGAAAGUUUGCCGCUCCUCCUGCUCCUGGCGGCGCUCGGUAGCCGAGGGCAGCCGGCGCCGCUGCCGUCGCAAAGAGGAUUGUUUCCCGCGGUGCUGAACCUGGCUACGAACGCCCUCAUCACAACCAACGCCACCUGUGGAGAAAAGGGCCGGGAAAUGUACUGCAAACUGGUUGAACACGUACCUGGACAGCCUGCACGCAACCCCCAGUGCCGGAUUUGCGAUCAAAAGAGCAGGGUUCCACACCAACGACAUCCAAUAACGAACGCAAUUGAUGGCAAGAACACUUGGUGGCAAAGCCCUAGUAUCCAGAAUGGAAUUGAGUAUCAUUAUGUGACUGUCACGUUGGACCUCCAACAGGUUUUCCAGAUUGCAUAUGUCAUUGUGAAAGCAGCAAACUCUCCCCGACCUGGGAACUGGAUCCUGGAGCGUUCUCUGGACGGUGAGGCCUACCAGCCCUGGCAGUACUACGCCAUCACCGACAGCGAGUGCCUGGCACGCUACAACAUCCACCCCCGGCCUGGAACGCCCUCCUACAUCAAAGAUGAUGAAGUCAUAUGCACCUCUUAUUAUUCCAAAAUCCACCCUCUGGAGAACGGAGAGAUUCACACUUCCCUAAUUAAUGGACGGCCUAGCGCUGAUGAUCCUUCGCGUGAAUUACUGGAGUUUACCUCUGCCCGCUUCAUCCGCCUGAGAUUUCAGAGGAUACGGACACUAAAUGCUGACUUAAUGAUGUUUGCACACAAAGAUCCAAAUGAAAUCGAUCCCAUCGUUACACGGAGGUAUUACUAUUCUAUAAAAGAUAUCUCAGUUGGAGGCAUGUGUAUAUGUUCAGGCCAUGCGAAGGCUUGCCCACUGGAUCCAACGACCAAUAAAUCCAUCUGUCAGUGUGAGCACAACACAUGCGGGGAGACGUGUGAUCGGUGCUGUCCGGGUUUCAAUCAGCAGCCCUGGCACGCGGGCACUUUCCUGGUUAAGCACGAAUGUGAACCGUGCAACUGCCAUGGGAAGGCCGAGGAGUGUUACUAUGACCAGGACAUUGCAGACAGAAAUCAGAGUUUGAACAUCCACGGAGAAUACAUCGGGGGCGGAGUGUGUGUCAACUGCACCAACCACACCGGCGGCAUCAACUGCGAGACCUGCAUCGAUGGUUACUUCAGACCUAAAGGGGUAUUGCCAGAUAGCCCAGAUCCAUGCCAGCCGUGUUCCUGUCAUCCAAAUGGGUCUUUACAUGAUACCUGUGUCAAAGAUGAGAAACAUGCGGAAGAAGAGAUGUUGCCUGGUUUCUGUCACUGCAAGCCUGGCUACGCAGGAGAGAGCUGCGACAGAUGUGCCCUGGGUUAUACAGGGUUCCCCGAGUGCCUGCCCUGCAACUGCUCGCUGGAAGGCAGUGAGAAUGCUGACCCUUGUGUAGGGCCCUGCACCUGCAAGGAACAUGUUGAAGGAGAAAACUGUGAUCGUUGCAAACCAGGUUUCUUCAAUCUGCAGCAAAAUAAUCCCAAAGGCUGUGAGGAAUGUUUCUGCUCUGGGAAAACAGAUGUCUGCACACACUCUCACCUUACCUACGGAAAUAUAGAAGACAUGAAUGGCUGGUAUCUGACUGACUUAGCAGGUCUCAUCAGAGUAACCCCCGAGCUCAAGAGAUUCGAUGGGCAUCAACAAUUUAGCAUCAGCGACGCGGCUGCGCGAAAAGUCCUGCCACAGACUUAUUACUGGAGCGCACCCAGCUCCUACUUGGGCAACAAAGUAGCAGCGGCUGGAGGACGUCUCAAAUUUACAGUCUCAUAUGACUUCACAGAGGAAGAAGAUACAGUUCAAUUGAUGGUUCAAUCUGAUGUCAUCAUAGAGGGAGGUGACUUGCGAAUCAACGCUCCAAAAGAAGGGAUUCACCUGCCGCCUUCUGAAGAGCACACUGAAGAAAUUGUGCUGAAACCAGAGUCUUUCUUUGUGCAUGGCACUGAUGUUCCUGUCAGCAGGAGGGAGUUCAUGACUAUCCUUGCAAAUGUGAAGAGGAUCCUCAUCCGAGCCCCGUACAGCUAUGGGCUGAAUGCCAUCUACAGGCUGAGGAGCGUUAGCAUGGAAGCUGCUGACUACACUUCGGCUGGGAGAAGGGUGGCAUCUGCAGUGGAGUUAUGUGACUGUCCCCCGGGGUACGGUGGCACCUCCUGUGAGUCUUGCUGGCCCCGACACAGGCGUGUGAAUGGCACAAUUUUUGGUGGAAUCUGUGCACCGUGUACAUGCUUUGGCCACGCAGAUGUGUGUGACGACAUCACAGGGGAAUGCCUGGACUGCAAACACCACACAGGUGGUCCCUACUGUGAUCGAUGUCUUCCCGGCUUCUAUGGGGAUCCCACUAAAGGGACAGCUGAAGAUUGCCAGUUGUGUGCUUGUCCCUUGAAUAUACCUUCUAACAACUUCAGCCCGACGUGCCAUUUUGACCGAAGUCGUGGGUUAAUAUGCGAUGAAUGCCCGGCUGGGUACGUGGGACCACGCUGUGAAAGGUGUGCAGAAGGCUAUUUUGGACAACCUCUGAUACCAGGAGGAUCGUGCCAGCCCUGCCAGUGUAAUGACAACCUUGACUUCUCCGUUCCUGGCAGCUGUGACAGCUUGUCUGGCGCCUGCCUGAUCUGUAAGCCAGGUACCACGGGCCAGUUCUGCGAGAGGUGUGCUGAUGGGUAUUUUGGAGAUGCUCUUGACGCGAGGAACUGUCAACCCUGUCACUGUCACGUCAAUGGCUCCUUCUCACACGUCUGUGACUCUCGGACAGGCCAGUGCGAGUGCAAGGCCAACGUGAUCGGGCGCCGGUGCGACCUCUGCCAGCCUGAAACAUUUGGCUUGGAGUCGUCACGGGGAUGUGUUCCCUGCAACUGCAACUCCUUUGGGUCCAAGUCCUUUGACUGUGAUGGAGAUGGACAGUGCUAUUGCCAGCCUGGAGUGACAGGGAAGAAGUGUGACCGCUGCGCUCAUGGAUUCUACAACUUCCAAGAAGGAGGCUGUACCCCCUGUGAGUGUUCACGUUUUGGUGAUAACUGCGAUCCCAUCAGCGGCCGCUGUAUCUGCCCCCCCAACACCGUUGGAGAGAUGUGUGACAGAUGUGCACCGAAUCACUGGGGCCACAGCCUUGUCAGUGGCUGCAAGCCCUGUGACUGCAGCCUCAUCGGAGCCCUGAGUUCUCAGUGUGACUUAAAUACAGGCUGUUGCUUCUGCCGCCCUGAAUUCUCCGGGGAUAAAUGCACCGAGUGCAGGUUGGGUUUCUGGAAUUAUCCACAAUGUCUCCCUUGUCAGUGCGUCCUGGCGGGGACCGACCCGCGGAGCUGUGACACGGAGCUGGGGAAGUGCUCCUGCCUCGAUCACAGCGGCCAGUGCAGCUGCAAGGCUAACGUGGAAGGUGUCCACUGUGAGGGGUGCAAGGCUGGUACCUUUGGUCUCUCUGCCAGAAACCCUUUUGGCUGCAGCACCUGCUACUGCUUUGGCCGGAGCUCCCAGUGCAGCGAGGCGCAGGGGCUGGUCCGCCUGUGGGUGACCUUGAAGCCAGAGCAAAUGGUUCUGCCACUGGUGGAUGAGCAGCUCCAGCGCAGCACCCUCUCGGGGGUUGCCUUCCAGCCGCCCGAAAUCGUCGCCAAUAUAGAGCAGGUGAUGCAGGAGCUUCGCUCAGAACCCGUUUACUGGAGGCUCCCAGAGCAGUUUGAGGGAAAAAAGUUGACCGCUUAUGGAGGGAAACUGAAGUAUGCCAUCUACUUUGAAGCUCGAGAAGAGACGGGUUUUACCACUUACUACCCACAAGUCAUCAUGAGGGGUGGACCCCCCACCCACACCAGGGUUCUCGUCCGGCACGUGGCUGCCCCUUUGAUCGGGCAGUUGACGAGGCAUGAGAUAGAGAUGACAGAGCACGAAUGGCAGUAUUAUGGUGAUGACCAAAGACUCCGAAACACUCUGCCCUGGGAGUAUUAUCGUGAUGACCCAGGUGUCAACAGGACGGUGUCCCAGGUGGAUUUCACAUGGAAGCCUUAUGGAGAUGACCCAAGACCGAGCAGAGCUGUAACCCGGGAAGACUUCUUGAAUGUCCUGUAUGACGUUCAUUACAUUCUAAUUAAGGCUACUCAUGGCAAUAUCAUGAGGCAGAGCAGGAUUUCUGAGAUCUCGCUGGAGGUUGCUGAAGGUGGCACCGUGUCAGGGAUGACUCCUCAGGCUUUCUUGAUCGAGAAAUGCGACUGCCCGUUGGGUUAUUCCGGUUUGUCUUGCGAGAACUGUCAGCACAACACGGCGGGUCACCACUGCGAGAGAUGUGCCCUGGGCUAUUAUGGGGUGGUCCAUGGCUCCCCGGAUGACUGUCAGCCCUGUGCUUGUCCCCUGGCUCUCCCCAGCAACAAUUUUAGCCCUUCUUGUGUUGCUGAAGGCCCUGGUGGUUACCGGUGUACGGCGUGCCCACCUGGAUAUGAAGGCCAGUACUGUGAAAGAUGUUCUCCUGGCUACACGGGAAACCCACAGAUUCCAGGAGGCUCCUGCCAGGAAUGUGAGUGUGAUCCAUACGGUUCCCUGCCUGUCCCCUGUCACCCUCUCACUGGAGAGUGCACUUGCAAGCCCGGAUUCACAGGGUGGAAGUGUGCUGGCUGUGAACAUCGGCAUGCGCGUGAUGGCAUGAACUGCAUCUCUUGUGAUGAUGAAUGCACAGGACUCCUCCUCAACGACCUGGAUCGGUUAAACCAGAUGAUCCUGAGCGUUAACCUCAGUGGGCCACUGCCUGCUCCCUAUAAAAUAUUGUAUGGGUUUGAGAACACCACGCAGGAAUUAAAGCAUUUGCUUUCACCUCAGCGAGCACCAGAGAGGCUUCUUGAGCUGGCACAGGAAAAUCUGGAUACCCUGGUGACAGAAAUGGAUGAACUACUGACAAGAGCGACCAAGGUGACAGCAGAUGGUGAGCAAACCAGGCAGGAUGCUGAGAGGACUCAUGACAGAGCCAAAUCUCUUGGACAGUCCGUCAAAGGCAUUCUCCAAGCUGCUGAAGCUGCAAAGGAAGAUGCCAUAAAACUGAACGAGACCCUCAGAACCCAAGACGAGACCUGGGAGAAGAGUCUUCCUGAGCUGCAGAGUGAGGCUGAGAGAAUGAUCGUGGAGUUGAGGAACAGAGACCUGAAUAUGCAAGAGAGAAUAGCUCAAGAUGAGUUAAAGAAUGCAGAAGACCUUUUGGACAAGGUGAAGAAAUUAUUUGGUGAGCCCAGUGAGAAAAAUGAGGAUCUCAAAAAUGAAGUCCGGGACAAGCUGGCAAACUACCACACCAAAGUUGAUGAUGCUCGACAGCUGCUGAGAGGAGCUACAAGUAAAAUUAGGGAGGCAAAUCGUUUAUCUGCCGUCAACCAAAAAAAUAUGACCACGGUAGAGAAAAAGAAGCAAGCUGUAGAGGAUGGCAGGCAGGAUGUUGAGAAGAGCCUGCAGGAAGGGAAUGAUAUCCUUAAUGCCGCCAACAAACUUGCAAAUGAAAUCAGCUUGGCCGUAGAGUAUGUAGAAGACGUUGCAGAUAAGAUACAGCCAAUGUCUGAUCAGCUGAAAGAUAAAAUAGACGAUUUAACCCAAGAAAUCCGUGACAGGAUGCUUGCAGAAAAGGUGCUGCAGGCUGAGGACCACGCAGCCCAGCUGAACGAGUCAUCUGCCAUCCUGGACGGAAUCCUUGCUGAAGCCAAAAACAUCUCUUUCAAUGCCACGCUUGCUUUCAAUGCUUACACUAACAUCAAAGAUAACACAGAUGAAGCUGAAAAAGUUGCCAAGGAAGCCAAGGCUCUCGCAAACGAAGCAAUGCAAGCGACAUCUGGUCCUGAAGGGUCACUGAAGGAUGGUGCCAAGAGCUCUCUUCAGAAAAGCUUCAGGGUCCUUAACGAAGCCAAGAAGUUAGAAAAUGAUGUUCAAGAAAAGGGGGACGACCUGGACACCAUGCAGAACAGGCUGAAAGAGGUCGAUGAGAAUAAUUCCAUCCUCCUGAGAACUUUGAAUGAAACCUUAGGAAAGCUGUCAGCCAUUCCCAACGAUACCACUAUAAGGGUUCAGGCAGCCAAAGACAAAGCGAGACAAGCCAACGAUACUGCAAGUGACGUCCUGGCCCAGAUUAAAGACCUCAACCAGAACCUUCUGGGCUUGAGAAACAACUACAGUAAACUGGCCGACGAAGUGGCGAAAACAAACGCUGUCGUGAAGGAUCCUGUCAAGAACAAAAUCCUUGCUGAUGCAGAUGCCAGUAUUAAAACCCUAGAGAAGGAAGCAGAUCGCCUGCUGGAGAAAAUCAAGCCAAUCAAAGAACUUCAGGAUAACUUGGGGAAAAACAUUUCUCAGAUAAAAGAGCUGAUAAACCAAGCUCGGAAACAAGCCAACUCGAUCAAAGUGUCUGUGUCCUCUGGAGGCAAUUGUAUUCGCACAUACAGACCGGAGAUAAAGAAGGGAACGUACAACACCGUCAUUGUCAACGUGAAGACUGUUGUUGCUGACAAUCUGCUUUUUUACCUUGGAAGUGCCAAGUUUACUGACUUCCUGGCCAUAGAGAUGCGCAAAGGCAAGGUGAGCUUCCUGUGGGAUGUGGGAUCUGGUGUUGGACGGGUCGAGUAUCCAGAUCUGACCAUUGAUGAUGGGUUUUGGUACCGGAUUGAAGCCUCUAGGACUGGGAAAAAUGGCACGAUAUCGGUGCGCGCUCUGGAUGGUCCCAAAGCCAGCAUCGUGCCAGCCACCUUCACUGCUGUCUCUCCACCUGGGUAUAGCAUUCUGGAUGUAGAUGCCAACGCCGUGCUCUUUGUUGGUGGUUUAACUGAAAAAAUAAAGAAGUCGGAUGCUGUAAGAGUCACCACCUUCACGGGCUGCAUGGGUGAGACCUUCCUAGACAGCAAGCCCAUAGGACUGUGGAAUUUCAGGGACAUUGAAGGUGACUGCAAAGGGUGUGCUGUCAGUCCACAGGUGGCAGAUGGUGAAGGGACAGUCCAGUUUGAUGGUGAAAGCUACGCCAUGGUGAGCCGCCCCAUCCGCUGGAACCCCAACAUCUCCACAGUCAUGUUCAAAUUCAGGACCUUCUCAUCCAACGCCCUGCUGAUGUAUCUUGCUACUGAUGACCUGAAGGAUUUCAUGAGCGUAGAACUCAGUGGUGGGCGUAUAAAAGUCAGCUACGACCUGGGUUCGGGUACGGCUUCUGUUACCAGCACCCAGAAUCAUAACGAUGGCAAAUGGAAAUCUUUCACCCUGUCAAGAAUUCAAAAACAAGCCAACAUAUCAAUUGUAGACAUCGACACCAAUGAAGAGGAGACCAUGGCAACCACUUCUGCCGGCAGCCACUUCGGCCUCAACCUAAAAGGGCAUGAGAAAAUAUAUUUUGGGGGAUUGCCAACCCUGAGAAAUCUAAGUAUGAAAGCAAGGCCUGAAGUGAACUUGCAGAAAUACACAGGAUGCCUCAAAGAGAUUGAAAUUUCAAGGACGCCCUAUAAUAUAUUGAGCAGUCCUGAUUUUGUUGGUCUAACCAAAGGCUGCACUCUAGAGAACAUUUAUACCGUCAGCUUCCCCAAGCCAGGCUUUGUGGAACUGCAGCCGGUCUCCUUCGACGUGGGCACCGAGAUCAACCUCUCCUUCAGCACCAGGAACGAGUCUGGGAUCAUCCUCUUUGGCACAAGUGGCACAGUUGUCCCCCCCAGGAGAAAGCGGGGCUUCACUGGGAGGAAAGGGACCCCUCCCAGGAGAAAGCGGCGGCAGACGGGACAGGCCUACUAUGCAGUGUUCCUGAACAGAGGUCGACUAGAGGUGCACAUCUCCACCGGGAUACGGGAUCCCCACAGAAUCACCAUCAGACCAGAGGCUGGGGAGUUCCACGAUGGCAGAGCCCACUCCGUCCGCAUCGAGCGAGCCAGAGGGAUGUUCACUGUUCAAGUGGAUGAAGACCAAGUGCAGAGUCAGAGAUUGCCAACGGACCUGCCCAUCUCUGUUAAGAAACUCUUUGUGGGGGGCACUUCUUCUCAGUUUCAGACUGCACCUCUCAGAAACAUCCCACCCUUUGAGGGCUGUAUAUGGAACCUUGUCAUCAAUGCCACCCCCAUGGACUUCGCUCAACCCGUGUCCUUUGAAAAUGCAGAUAUUGGCCGAUGUCCCUCUCUAGAACCAGAGGUUAGGCCACCUGAGGAUGAAGAUAAACCAAUCCACACAGCAGUUCUGGUCCAGCCUGAACCAGACACUAAUGGGGAGAAAGAAAGACCAAGGACCCUUGCUUCCCCUCCUCCUCCAACACCACCUCUGUCUUCAGCACCUGACUCCUGUGCUGCUGACACAGAGCCAGCCCUUUUGGAAGGUGGCAAGCAAUUUGGUCUCUCAAGGAACAGCCACAUUGCAGUUGCAUUCGAUGACACCAAAGUGAAAAACAGACUUACCAUCGAGUUCGAGGUGCGCACGACGGCCGACUCUGGCCUGAUGUUUUACAUGGCGCGCAUCAACCACGCCGACUUCGCCACCGUCCAGCUGAAGAACGGGCUGCCCUACUUCAGCUACGACCUGGGCAGCGGGGACACCUACACCAUGAUUCCCAACAAAAUAAACGACGGCCAGUGGCACAAGAUAAAAGUCAUUCGGACCAAGCAAGAAGGAAGCCUUAUAGUAGAUGACGUUUCAAACAGAACUGUGAGCCCCAAGAAGGCAGAUAUACUGGAUGUUGUAGGGAUGCUCUACGUUGGGGGAUUGCCCAUUAACUACACAACCAGACGAAUUGGCCCGGUCACCUACAGCAUCGAUGGCUGCAUCAGAAGUUUCCAAAUGACAGAAUCACCUGUUGACCUGGACAAUCCAACUUCCAGCUUCAAUGUUGGGCGAUGCUUUGUCUCUGCACAGAAAGGAACAUACUUUGAUGGGACGGGCUUCGCCAAACCAGUGGGUGCCUACAAAGUGGGGACAGACCUGCUCGUGGAAUUUGAGUUCCGUACCACACGGAUGAACGGUGUCCUCCUUGGAGUCAGCAGCCAGAAAAUGGAUGGGCUGGGCAUCGAAUUAGUUGAUGGAAAAGUGAUGUUUCACGUGGACAAUGGUGCAGGUCGGUUCUCUGCUGUCUACGAGCCCGAUGCCCCCAGCAGCUUGUGCGACGGAGAGUGGCACCAGGUUGUGGCAAACAAGGUGAAGCACCACUUGGAGCUGACAGUGGAUGGCAGACGGGUGGAAGGAACCAGCCCCAGCAGGGCCUCCACCUCCGCAGACACCAACGACCCUCUCUUUGUUGGAGGAUACCCCGAUGGCGUGACCCAGUUUGGGCUGACAACUAAUAUCCGCUUCAAAGGAUGCAUCCGGUCUCUGAAGCUCACCAAGGGCACUGCUAAACCUCAAGAGAUCAACUUCAGCAGAGCUUUGGAGCUGAAGGGUGUUCAACCAGUGUCGUGCCCUGCAAACUGACCUGUUUAUAUAAAAAAUACUUCAGAUUAAGAAAGGAAAAAAAAAAAAAGUCUCUAUAUACAUUGCAUUCAUAAUAAAAUGUCUUUAUGCAAGUA
Molecule: messenger RNA, 9608 nt
Organism: Calidris pugnax (ruff)
Lineage: Eukaryota; Metazoa; Chordata; Aves; Charadriiformes; Scolopacidae
Gene: LAMA2
Product: laminin subunit alpha 2
Exons: 64
Coding region: 115-9513 (3132 amino acids)
Biological process (GO): axon guidance; regulation of cell migration; regulation of embryonic development
Cellular component (GO): basement membrane
Molecular function (GO): signaling receptor binding; extracellular matrix structural constituent
Source: RefSeq, a predicted model, not a curated record